AUGAGCAACAAGAAGAUUGGUGAGAUUCAGCGGAACGAGGAAUUUCGAAUUUCGCUGGAGGCUCAGGAUUCCGAAAGCACUUUGCCCCCGGGACAGUGGCCUCUUUUGUUAAAAAAUUAUGACCAAAUGAAUGUGCGAUCCUCAAAUUUUACAAUCCUCGAGUGCGGUUGGUCACCUCUACGGAGGCCUUUGAAGGAAUACUUAAAGUAUGGUAUGAUUAAUCUGGAUAAACCAUCGAAUCCUAGUUCACAUGAGGUUGUGUCGUGGAUCAAGCGCAUUUUGAAAUGCGACAAGACUGGACAUGCAGGAACCUUGGAUCCCAAGGUAACUGGAGCACUUAUUAUUUGUAUUGAUCGUGCGACGCGUUUGGUCAAGUCCCAACAAAAUGCUGGUAAGACGUAUAUCGGCGUUUUACGUCUUCAUGACACGGUAAGUGAAAAAAAGGUUCUUGCGGCCCUUCAACGUCUUACGGGUCCCUGCUUUCAAAGGCCACCUUUAAUUGCUGCGGUGAAGCGUCAGCUUCGUGUUCGUAAUAUAUACUCUAAUCAGCUAGUAGAGUAUGAUAAGCAUCGUCAUUUGGUCGUGUUUGAAACACAUUGUGAAGCUGGCACCUACAUUCGAACUCUUUGCGUUCAUCUCGGACUAAUUCUUGGGGUGGGUGGACAUAUGGAAGAACUUCGUCGUAUUCGAACGGGGGUGAUAAGCGAAGAUGAUCACGUCUCUACCAUGCACGAUGUUCUUGACGCGCAAUGGCUUUAUGAAAAUGAAAAGGACGAGACAUAUCUGCGUCGUGUCAUUCUCCCUUGCGAAUAUAUUCUUACAAACUACAGACGUGUAGUGGUGAAGGAUUCUGCUGUGAAUGCAGUAUGCUAUGGCGCGAAGCUUAUGAUUCCUGGAUUAUCGCGUUUCGACAAUGGAAUUGAAAGAGACGAUAUUAUUGUGUUGAUAACAACCAAAGGUGAGGCCAUUGCUCUUGCAUACGCUGAGAUGUCAACCUCGCAAAUGGCAUCAGUGGACCAUGGUAUUGUUGCCCGAAGCAAGCGUGUAAUAAUGGAUCGCGACACAUACCCGCGACGAUGGGGUCUGGGACCUGUUGCCGUUAAAAAGCGUUCGAUGAUGAAAGAUGGUCUUUUGGAUAAGUACGGUCGUCCUCAAGGGAAUACGCCUUCAGAUUGGUACUACGUAGACUACGGUGGGGUGAAGACCAAUGCAGAGGGUGUUCAGUACGGUGAGGCCCCAAGAAAAUCCACAAAGCGCCCUCGAAAAGCCGAGGACGACUCUGAGUAA
This is a messenger RNA of Trypanosoma cruzi, 1287 nucleotides long. Its product is annotated as centromere/microtubule binding protein cbf5, putative. Gene Ontology annotation, biological process: box H/ACA sno(s)RNA 3'-end processing; mRNA pseudouridine synthesis; snRNA pseudouridine synthesis. Gene Ontology annotation, molecular function: pseudouridine synthase activity; RNA binding. The record is from RefSeq and is a predicted model, not a curated record. The coding region runs from base 1 to 1287 and encodes 428 amino acids. The transcript has a single exon. Gene Ontology annotation, cellular component: box H/ACA snoRNP complex. Lineage: Eukaryota; Euglenozoa; Kinetoplastea; Trypanosomatida; Trypanosomatidae.